CAUCCACACAAUGAGACAAAAGUUAGAGCUGCUGAAGCAAUACGACAGUGGGUGAGCUGUGUAUGCUGAACUCGCCCAAACCCACAAGGCUGUGCAGUAAGAUUGCUUCAGUGGUGCCCGUCUCUAAGAAGCACAGGGGUCAAGGAAGAUGGCCUGGACACAGUGGCCAGUUAGAGGGGAAGCAGAGAGCAGACACACCAUCAGGGCAGCCACUGGGUAUCUCCAGAACAUGGCAAGCAGUGGAUACCUGUAUCACCUGCUGGCUGAAGAUGGAGCCUGGGAGGAAUUUGUAUCUAAGGCUGAGUUGCCCAGGGAUAGGGCAGUGGCCCUGCACAAAGCCCUGAGGGAUCUGACAGAGCUCUUGGCUAUAGCAGACAGAGACAGACUUCAAAAAGGCCUGAAAGGCAGGGAGAAGUUUUUGAAAGCAUUUCCUUGCUUGAAAGCAGAGGUGGAGGGGCACAUCAGCCAGCUCCACACCCUGGCUGACCACACUGAGGAGCUACACAGGGGCUGCACCAUCUCCAACGUGGUGGCUGACUCCUUCAGUGCUGCCUCGGACAUUCUGGGCCUCCUUGGUCUCUUUCUGGCACCUGUGACAGCAGAGGGGAGUCUGAUACUCUCAGCAACUGGCUUGGGGCUGGGGGUAGCAGCUACUGUGACGAAUGCUGCUACUUCAGUCAUGGAGGAAUCAAGCAGGGCUUGGGAUGAAGUCAAAGCUGGUCUCCAUGCUUCGACUGGCAUGCAUGCGCUGGGUGAGGAUGGCACAAGUGUGGCUAGGAUUGCCAGCAAGGUCCCUCAGGUUACCAGAGAUAUCACCAGAGACCUGGAAGCCCUUGAGCAUCACAUGGAUGCCCUCAGGCUGAUUAAAGCCAACCCUCACUUAGAAGAAGAUGCCAAAAUCCUCAACACCACAGGAAGCAUCCCUGCCCAGCGGGCUAGGAAGGUGCGGACCAGUCUGAAAGGAACCCCUCUGGCAAUGAGCAAAGAAGCCCGGAUCCUCGGUGUCACCACCACAGGUGCCGCCCUCUUUCGUGAUGUGAACAGCCUUGUGAAAGAGUCAAAGCGUUUGUAUGAAGGGUGUGCGUCAGAGUCGGCUGAAGCCCUGAGGAAGCUGGCUCGAGAGCUGGAAGAGAAGCUGGAGGGGCUCAUCGAAUUCUACGAGACGAUCUGACCAGGCUCCAGUCAGUCACCCCAUCCCCAAGACAUGCAGAGGUUAGGGGAGAGGACCUGGACAGAGGUAGGGACGAUAGAGGCACUGUCAGAGAAGGCGAGACUACAGUGAGGUCUGAACACAGCAAGGUCAAGGGAGACCCACUGGAGCCUGAGUCGAGGGGCCAGAGGAUGUGCUGCAAGAGGGACUGGGAAGAUUGAACUCUGGACUAAACAAGGAAGAAGCCAGUUAAAAGAAAGACUAGAAAGAAAGCCCUUGCCAUCUGAGCUACUGGAAACAAGACCAGAGAGAAAGGUGUGUGCUCUGUAAACAAGUCGUGAGACCCCAGCCCUGUCCUUUAGAGCCUAUGCUUUCCCCCAGCUCCCCAGCCCACCAUCCUCAGGCAUGUCUUCAUCCCCUAAAUAAACUCACUCUAUUGUCACUCA
Mastomys coucha (southern multimammate mouse) is the source of this 1596-nucleotide messenger RNA. Its product is annotated as apolipoprotein L3-like. Gene Ontology annotation, biological process: lipid transport; lipoprotein metabolic process. Lineage: Eukaryota; Metazoa; Chordata; Mammalia; Rodentia; Muridae. Gene Ontology annotation, molecular function: lipid binding. Gene Ontology annotation, cellular component: extracellular region; membrane. Bases 149 to 1171 code for a protein of 340 amino acids. The transcript is spliced from 3 exons. The record is from RefSeq and is a predicted model, not a curated record.